Pygocentrus nattereri (red-bellied piranha) is the source of this 2878-nucleotide messenger RNA. RefSeq names its product cytochrome P450 2J2-like. The transcript is spliced from 9 exons. Lineage: Eukaryota; Metazoa; Chordata; Actinopteri; Characiformes; Serrasalmidae. Gene Ontology annotation, biological process: xenobiotic metabolic process. The record is from RefSeq and is a predicted model, not a curated record. Gene Ontology annotation, cellular component: cytoplasm; intracellular membrane-bounded organelle. Gene Ontology annotation, molecular function: heme binding; oxidoreductase activity, acting on paired donors, with incorporation or reduction of molecular oxygen, reduced flavin or flavoprotein as one donor, and incorporation of one atom of oxygen; iron ion binding. The coding region runs from base 1305 to 2780 and encodes 491 amino acids.
UGGGUUAGUGUAGCGCCUGGACAGUCUCUGGUGGCACAUAACAAAACCAAAAGUGGAUCAGCGAGAAAUCUGACCAGCUCCCCCUGCAUAAAAUGUCUCUCUUCAUUCGCUUGUUUUACAAGGCUGAAGUUGCUUCUCAUUCGCCAGCUUCUUGUUUGAAUUUAAAUGUCUGAAUGUAAAUGCGGCACCAUUUAAGGUGGAACGGGAAAAUUUGAUAGAGAAGUGACUUCUGCAUCACAGCUUUUUAGUGUUUGACAGUCUCCCAUUGCAGAUUUAACAUUGCAAGAAACCAAGUGCACUGCUUAUAAAUAUGAAUAAGUCUGAUCGUCUUCAAGUGUUCGCACGUCCCGUCUCAAAGAUAGUUUACUGACACAGUGACCCCUGACUCUCUACAACGAGACCAAUUCCGGAGUUAUGAAAUCACUAAAGAAAAUGGGCAGGAUGGAUGUAGCAUGUGCUGCGUGGACAUCUACUGCCACUGGAUCUUAUUUCACCAUAACUGCGCAUUUUAUUGCAGAUGAGUGGUAGCAGCGUCUAAUGUGCUCCAAACAUGCACAGUGUAUGAAAGUCUUCUAGUUUACUUACCACAUCACUUCCAUUUGGUUUAUUAAUAAAAGACAUCGGAAGUAAACUCAUUGUGGACUAUUAUAAAUACUUUGCUUUAAAAGUACCAAGUUCUCACACAGUGAGAAAAAACAAAUCCUGUAAAGAAAAAAAUUGAAAUCAUCUUAUAAUCACAUUGCAGCCUCUGAAUCUUAAUCGAAUCGAAUUGUGAGGUGCCAAGAGAUUCCCACCCCUAAUAAGGACUGAGUAAUUGACAGUCAUUACAGAAUAACUAUUAGAUUAAUGACUAAAUAAUAUACCUGCAGUUAAAGGGUUCAGUUGAAAGAGUUGAAAUAAAAGGAGCCAUUUGUAUCACUGAAGUACACAUGGUAUUGCUAAACAUGCACAGUCAGUAAUAUAUAAUUUCACACUAGAUGUACUAUUCAAACCCAGAGCUUUUCAGUCCACAGUGCAAUAGGUAGCACAUUAAUGCUCCUUAUCUACUGUGAUAGUUUGACAGAGAGUCCAGAGAGAUUUAUGUAAUCUCUUCACUCUGCCCAGACCAACUGAAUGUAACAUUCACGUGGAACCAUACAUACCAUGCACUCUACAGACCCAGAAACAGGUCUUUACAGGAUUUCUUUUUUUUCUAGAAAUUCUUAUGUAAUCUCUUCACUCUGCCCCAGCCCAACUGCAUAUAACACACAUGUUCAGACAAACACACUAUACACUCACACGCUGGACUUCUGCAAACCCCCGUCAUGAUUUUACAGUGCUUAUUUUCCCUUGAUUUCAUGAGCUGUUUGAUAGGAAUUUUUCUUUUCCUGCUGCUGGUCGACAUCAUCAGGAAUAAAAAUCCACCUAAUUUUCCACCAGGACCUCGUCCUCUGCCGUUUGUGGGAAAUAUCUUCACUGGGCUUCACUUCAGAACUAUAGACAAACUCGCUGAGGAGUAUGGGGAGAUUUUCAGCCUGAGGUGGGGCAGUGAGAAAAUGGUGUUUAUCUCUGGGUAUAAAAUGGUGAAGGAGGCCCUCGUCACUCAGCUGGACAGCUUUGCUGACCGUCCUAUCAUCCCUCUGUUUCAUCCAUUCUUCAAAGGACUUGGUGUUAUCCUCAGUAAUGGGUACCUGUGGAAGAUGCAGAGAAAGUUUACCAACAUAUAUCUACGUAACUUUGGUGAGGCUAAGAAGAAUUAUGAGCGGAGUAUCCAGCAGGAGAGCAUCUUUCUCUGUGAAGCUUUCAAAGGGGAAAAAGGUCCAUUUAACCCUCAGUUCUACGUGAACAAUGCCAUUGCAAAUAUCGUGUCUGCUGCACUUUUUGGACAUCGCUUUGAUUAUCAUGAUGAGCGUUUCCAUACUGUCUUGCGUUUGGACUCCGAAGCCCUCGUGUUGUCAGGUUCUGUUCUGGCUCAGCUGUACAACGCCUUUCCACGUCUCUUUGCCUAUGUUCCUGGCCCCCACAAGAAGGUUUUUGCCAACUAUGGCAAAAUUACAGAUUUCUUAAGAGAUGAAAUCAAAAAGCACAAAGAGGACAUUGAUCCAUCGAAUCCACGGGACUUCAUAGAUGCUUAUCUAAUAGAAAUGGAGAAGAAAAGCAGUGACCCUGAAGCUGGCUUUAACAUUGAGACAUUAGUAGUGACUACACUGGAUAUUCUUGAGGCAGGGACAGAAGCUUCAGCCUCAACGAUACGGUGGGGUCUUCUCUUCAUGAUGAAACACCCAGAGAUACAGAAGAAGGUACAAGAGGAGAUAGACAGAGUGAUCGGGCAGUCACGUCAACCCAACAUGGCUGACAAACCCAACAUGCCCUACACUGAUGCGGUCAUCCAUGAGAUACAAAGAGCAGGCAACACUGUGCCUCUGGGUUUCCCUAAAAGAGCCUCUAGAGAUGCAACACUGGGAGGAUACUUCAUACCAAAGGGCACUGCAGUGUCUACAAACCUGUCAUCUCUGCUUAACGACAAGACUGAGUGGGAAACACCAGACACCUUUAACCCAGGACACUUUCUUGAUGAUCAAGGCCAAUUCCGCAAGAGAGAGGUCUUUCUACCCUUUUCAGCAGGUAGGAGGGUGUGUAUAGGGGAACCGCUGGCACGUAUGGAGCUCUUCUUGAUCUUCACCUCACUGCUACAACGCUUUACAUUUACCCCAGGCCCAGGAGAGAAGCUGAGCCUGGAGGGUCUGCUGGGUUUCAUAUAUGUCCCCAGCCCUUACCACAUGUGUGUGACUCAGCGCUGAACCUCCAUACACAAAGACUGAGAGAUACACAAUAUGGACAAAAGUAUUAAGAUAAGAUAAGAUAAUAAAAGAUAAGAUAAGAUAAGAGAAGAUAAGAG